Jatropha curcas is the source of this 914-nucleotide messenger RNA. RefSeq lists its product as uncharacterized. The record is from RefSeq and is a predicted model, not a curated record. Lineage: Eukaryota; Viridiplantae; Streptophyta; Magnoliopsida; Malpighiales; Euphorbiaceae.
CUUAACAUGUACAAAUUGCAGCUCAAGAAUUAAGCGAACCAUUUCUUCUUCAUCAAAGCACUUCCCUUCUUUUUAUUUUUCUUUUUUUUGUAGUCCCUAAUUCCAUUUAGGGACUGUUAUUCCAUCGAAAGAGUGGUCUUUCUUUUUCCUCUUCAAAGAAGGGUUUAGUUUUCUUUUCUGUUUCACUUCAAGAAUCGAAGGGUUUAGUUUUUCUCUUCUGUUUCACUUCAAGAAUCGAAGAGUUUAGUUUUCUUUUCUGUUUCACUUCGAGAAUCGAAGCGUUUAGUUUUUCUCUUCUGUUUCACUUCAAGAAUCGAAGAGUUUAGUUUUCUUUUCUGUUUCACUUCGAGAAUCGAAGGGUUUAGUUUUUCUCUUCUGUUUCACUUCAAGAAUCGAAGAGUUUAGUUUUCUUUUCCGUUUGACUUCAAGAAUCAAUAUUAAGAACAUGGGAAACUGCAUAAAACCAAGUAGCAUGAAAAAGCAACAAGAAGAGGAUUUUGAAAUGGAGAAAUACCGAGAUUAUGGUGAUGAAGAACAAGAAUUUGAGAAAGAAAAUGGUAGUUUUGAUUCAGAGAAUAACAGUAAGAAUGGUGUUAAGGUUAAGAUAGUGCUUACAAAGGAAGAACUAGAAUGGUUGAUGUUUCAGUUAACGGUUAGCAAUGGAGGAAAGAAGCUUGCAGAUGUUUUGCAAGAGAUUGAAAGAGAAAGAGUUAAAGGAAAAGUUAGAACUUGUUGGAAACCUUCUUUAGAAAGUAUCAUAGAAAGCCCUGAAGGUCUUGACAUGGAAAGAUAAUUGAACACUGCUAAUUCUGCUGUUAUGGCUUUUUAUUUAUUUUAAUUCCUCUUUAAAUGAGAUUUUUUAUUUGGGUUUUGAUUUAACCCAAAUAUAUGUAAUUAAUUAGAAUGUUUGGUUC